Molecule: messenger RNA, 303 nt
Organism: Mesorhabditis spiculigera
Lineage: Eukaryota; Metazoa; Nematoda; Chromadorea; Rhabditida; Rhabditidae
Source: the annotation of a GenBank genome assembly
AUGUGGAUUGAACUUGCGGUGAUUUUUGCGGCUUUUGGGUUGAGUUCUGCCUCGGCGAAUUGCGCAUGCUCGGGAAACUUCACCGCGUACAAGCCGACGUAUAGUAUCACGGCGGCUGAGGAUCCGACGCAGAUGUACGACCAUUUUGCGCCGUGUUAUCCCGAUGGUGGUGUCUGCUACAGUAUCAUUAACCCGAGCGUUCAGGGUUAUGGCGUUGGGUGGAUCAUCAUCGACAACUUUAUCGUCCCAGAUGGCUAUAACUUUACUGUCACUAUCACUGACGGAAGCGUCACGAAAUUUGUG